Messenger RNA from Musca domestica (house fly), 4401 nucleotides. RefSeq names its product atrial natriuretic peptide receptor 1. Gene Ontology annotation, cellular component: membrane. The transcript is spliced from 16 exons. Lineage: Eukaryota; Metazoa; Arthropoda; Insecta; Diptera; Muscidae. Gene Ontology annotation, molecular function: protein kinase activity; ATP binding; peptide receptor activity. The record is from RefSeq and is a predicted model, not a curated record. The coding region runs from base 237 to 3974 and encodes 1245 amino acids. Gene Ontology annotation, biological process: receptor guanylyl cyclase signaling pathway; intracellular signal transduction; protein phosphorylation.
UUUGGCUGAAAUAAUUAAUACCAAAUUAUGAAUGAUAAUGGCAUAGCUGCACAAUGAGCCAUAUAAACGUUGGAAAUUAUUCAUAAGGACAAAAUAAGCAACAAAAACUAAAACAACCACAAGACAUCCAAAAGGUCCCUGUUUUUCGGUCAACAAGCACGUGCCCAUUCCAGACAAUCAUAAAUUCACAGCAACAACCAAAACACAAUAAAAGACACACAAAAACGAUAACAACAAUGCGUUACAAAAUCAAGGCCAAGAAAAACAGUAACUAUAACACCCCAACCCCGUGGCGGAGAAUUAAAAGUAACACCGCCAACCUAAUACUCGCUUGCGGAUGUUGCCUUGUCCUAAUCAUCACCACACUGGCCAUUGUCUAUGAGACAAAAAGAAUUAUGAAUGAAGAUCCAGGUUAUUGGCAAAUUGAUAUAACAGAUGUGGAUGAUGCUGGGGCAGAGGCUAUGGAUACGCCAGGUCAAAAUCCAGAAAUUGGGAUUUUAAAAAAUUUACCUGAGGAAUUACAUGUUUUUGCCACGGGCAGUUCGUCAACGUCUUCGAAUGAAUAUACAUUUGGCUCCUCAUCGCUGUAUUAUGACGAGGGUGGUAGUGGCGCUGGUAGUGGCAAUGGGCCAAGCGGUUCCGGAGCAGGGGCAUUAAAUGGCGACACAAAUGUAGCCAAUGCCAUGGAAGAGGUGAAGAUGCGACGAAAACGAGCAACUAUUGAAUAUGAUGAAAUGGGCAAUCGUGUUUACAAUGUUGGUGUAUUGAUGGCAUCGCAUUUGGAUUCACCUUUUGACUUGGAGCGUUGCGGUCCGGCUGUUGAUUUGGCAUUGGAUGUCAUUAAUAAGGAAUUUCUGAGACCUCAUAACAUUACGUUAAGGAAGGUUCAGGCAAGUUAUCCCUCCUGUAGCGGUGCCAAAGCUCCCGGUUUGGCAGCUGAUAUGCAUUUUAAGAACGAUGUGAUUGCCUUUGUGGGACCUGCAUGUGCCUUUGCCCUGGAACCGGUGGCACGUUUGGCUGCCUAUUGGAAUUCACCCAUCAUCACCGGCAUGGGUGAUCAGCCUCCAUCCGAAGGUGAAUUAACGGUGACAUCUGGAAUACUGGGACGAAUACACAAGUGGAAAAAUGAAAGUACGGGCAUGUUUAAGGACAAGACCAAAUACCCAACACUGACACGCAUGUCGUAUUGCCAGUGCCGUUUGAAAUUAGUUUUCGCCAGUGUCUUUCGUCAAUUUAAUUGGAAACAUGUUGCUCUGUUGGUGGAUCGUUCCGAUUUGUUUUCGCUGACGGUGGGGAAAAAUCUGGAAUAUGGUCUGCGGCAGGAGGGCCUCUUAAGUUUUGUACGUGAGCUAAAUGGCAAUGAGCAGGAACCGUAUGAGCUGUAUUUAAAGGAUGCCAGCAUGUAUGCCAGAGUGGUAAUAUUAUCUGUUCGUGGCACAUUGGUAAGAAAAUUCAUGUUAGCCGCCUAUUCUUUGGGUAUGACAAAUGGUGAUUGGGUAUUCUUGGAUGUGGAGAUUUUUCAGAGCUCCUAUUGGGGUGACCAUGACUGGGAAAUGGGUGAUGCCGAUGAUGGAAGAGCCCGUAAGGCCUAUGAAGCCCUGUUGCGUGUGUCUUUGUUACAGCCCUCGAGCCCCAAGUAUCAAGGAUUUGCGGACAACGUCAAGGAAAUGGCCUUGAAAAAUUACAACUACACCUUUGGAGAGGGAGAGGAGGUCAACUUUUUCAUUGGUGCCUUCUAUGAUGGCGUCUAUUUGCUAGGCAUGGCCCUCAAUGAAACCCUAAGUGAGGGAGAAGAUAUUCGCGAUGGCAUGGCCAUAACCAGACGUAUGUGGAAUCGCAAUUUCCAUGGCAUAACAGGUCAUGUGCGGAUCGAUGAUAAUGGCGAUAGAGAUGCAGAUUAUUCGAUAUUGGAUUUGGAUCCUAUUAAUGGAAAGUUUGCAGUUGUGGCCCAUUACUAUGGGUUGCAUAGGAACUAUUCCGGUGUACAUGGCAAAAAGAUUCACUGGCCCGGUGGCAAAGAAGGACCUCCACCAGAUAUUCCAAAAUGUGGAUUCCUAGGCAAUUCGCCGAAAUGUCAUGGCAAUGAAUUGAUCAUCGUCUAUGCCAUGUUUGCACUGAUUAUCUUCCUGGGGUUUACAUUCUUGGUCGUGUAUCUUAUGUGCAAGCAAAUGAAAUUGAAUAAUGAACUGAACAAUAUGUCGUGGAGGGUACGACCUGAUGAUGUGCUGCUGGAAGUUGGACGUUUGUAUGGCAGCAAGGUUGGCCUGCAGAAAUUAAAUGCAGAGAAUUUCUCUUUGCAACAAUAUGGUAUACAUUCGGGAAGAGCGUCCAUUGCAAGCUGUACUUCGCUGCCCUUGACUCAGGUAUUCACCACCAUUGGCAUAUUCAAAGGUGAGCGUGUGGCCAUCAAGAAAAUCCACAAAAAGAAAGUGGAUAUAACCUCAACUUUGCUGUGGGAAAUCAAACAAGCUCGCGAUGUAAGCCAUGAGAAUACUGUACGUUUUGUGGGAGCCUGUAUAGACUUGCCGCGGCCUACAGUGUUGAUUUUAACCGAAUAUUGUCCAAAAGGAAGUUUAAAGGAUGUUCUAGAAAAUGACGCCAUACAACUUGAUUGGAAUUUCCGGAUGUCCUUGAUCCAUGACAUUGUCAAGGGUAUGGCAUAUUUGCAUAACAGUGAUGUUCAGGUCCAUGGUAAACUGCGUUCGUGUAAUUGUCUCAUUGAUGGUCGUUUUGUAUUGAAAAUCUCCGAUUUUGGGUUAAGGACACUGACAACACCAUCAGAGUUUGUUAAGGAUCAAAAUUAUUUCAAUAAAUUCAUGUGGAUUGCUCCAGAGCUGCUGCCGCUAACCGUCUUUCCCGGUAAUCCUGCAACCCAGAAGGGUGAUGUCUAUUCCUUUGCCAUAAUUUUGGAGGAAAUUGUUGUGCGUGGUGGACCCUAUGAAACAGCACGUCAAUUUAUGGAUAUACAAACAAUAUUGAAUCGCGUCGAAUCUCAUGAAAGUCCACCGUUUCGUCCAUUUGUGGGUCAGCGUGAUUGUCCACCCGAUGUCUUGGAUUUAAUGGAGAAAUGUUGGGCAGAUCACCCGGAUGAUAGGCCGGCAUUUGGGGCUAUACGUUCCACUGUGCGAUUGAUAAUGAAAGGCUUUUGUGAAAAUCUUAUGGACGAUUUGCUGCGGCGCAUGGAACAGUAUGCCAAUAAUUUGGAAAGUUUGGUUGAAGAGAAAACCGAACAGUUGAGUAUUGAAAAGAAACGUACCGAAGAAUUGCUGUAUCAGGUUCUGCCACGACCAGUGGCCACACAGCUGCUGGCCGGUGAAAUGGUACAGCCGGAACAAUUCGAAUGCGUGACCAUAUAUUUCAGUGAUAUUGUUGGCUUUACGGCUCUCUGUGCUCAAAGUGGACCCAUGGAAGUGGUGGACUUUCUCAAUGAUUUGUACAGUACUUUUGAUCGUAUUAUUGGAUUUUAUGAUGUGUACAAGGUGGAAACAAUAGGCGACGCUUACAUGGUGGUAUCGGGUCUGCCGGAACGUAAUGGGGAUAAUCACGCCCGAGAAAUAGGCCUAAUGGCUUUGGCCAUUUUGGACGCUGUAAAAAGUUUUAGCAUAAAACAUAAACCUGAGUAUCAAUUGAAAAUUCGAAUUGGAAUUCAUUCGGGCCCGGUGUGUGCUGGGGUGGUGGGUCAAAAAAUGCCACACUAUUGUCUGUUUGGAGAUACAGUGAAUACUGCAUCGCGCAUGGAAUCUACUGGGAUGCCCCUACGCAUUCAUGUCUCAUCGGCAGCAAAGGUAAUUUUCGAUAAGUUUGGAACCUUUGAAAUGGAAUUGCGCGGCGAAGUCGAAGUCAAGGGCAAAGGUACGGUGACAACAUAUUGGCUUGUUGGUUGCUCCGAACCGGAUCCAAGGCCACCAACACCACAUAAAAAUAAUAACGAUGAUGUUCCAUUCCCCAUCCUCUUUCCGGCCAUUGGCAAAUAAGGAUUUUUGGAACCAAUACAAAAUGUAUGUUGCUGUUAUGAGAUACGCUCUCUCACUCUCUCUAUGUUGCUUAUAAACGAACGAAAUUACCAUGCUUUAUCCCACUGUAGUUCAAUUAUAGUUAAGUAUUGGAAAAUGUGUGCUCAGAAAACCAAAUUCGAAAUUUCUCUUCCAUAACUACGAAGUGAUAUGUUUGAAUAUUCGUUUUACUUAAGAUUGUAGAUGUAAGAUGAGGAAUUUUUUGCGAGUAGGAAUAUAUGAAAUGUUAGGUUAUGUUAAUGUGUAUUUUAUAUGUAUGUAUUGUGAAGACUAAUAGUUUGCAGUGUAAUAGGCUUUUUGGAGAUAUUGUGGAGAAUUUUGUAUUUUUCCAACCGUGCGGUAAGUAUUGCUAGUUUUAAUAUUCAUAUGUACAAGAAGUAGUAUGUUC